CUCAGCCCAAAAACAUCCCAGCUGGACAUCUGCGGGAUGGCGACCAAAUUGACUGGACCCCGUGUUCCGCCCAAAGGCUCCCGUCAGCUGAAACCACCAGGCGAGGCGCGCUCCUCGGCGCCCCGGGUGUCCCAGGUGCAACGACAGGUGGACGAGGUGAAAUCCCUGGAGAAGCGCGCUGGCGACUUGGUUCGUAGUAAUGACCUGAGAGGUGCUUUGCAAGUGUAUGAGGAAUGCAAGGCACUCGUCCAAGAUGCUCUUGAAGGCCUUCCGAAGGACGACAUUUGCUACUCCACACUGGUAGACAGCAAGCACAGCGUGGAAGAGAAGAUUUCAAAGUGCAAGCAGUUUCUGCCAUUCGAGUACUUCCUGAAAGCGCCGAAGUGAAGCAGGUCUUUGACAUCAUUCUUCCAUGCCUGAUCAUUCGCAAAGAAUUGGCGACACUGGAGAUGUUGGGUGAAAAGAGAGAGCACACGUGUCGAUCCAAAGCGAGAGCACGAAAGCCCACCUCACACAUCGUCUUUAGGUUUCUUUACGGUGAUUCCUGCGAACACUUGACGGGUAUUUUGGUCGGCAUGAUGCCUAUGUAUGCCUAUAUAUAACCAUAUGUACUACUAUAUAGACUCAUCAAGUUUGCUCUUGUAUGUUGAUGGGGUUUUGGAGUUGAUUUCACUGUGAUUUGUUUUGGGAGCUUUCCUUGGAAAAACCUCUCGUGUUUCUGCCUCAAUGCGCUAUGCUUUGCUUCUCAAUGCCUUGGAGAGGAUCCAGCGCAUAACUAAUUCGCCCAUGAAGGGGACAAAGCCUCCUCUGGGUCCAGAGAGUGGUGGCACCUUCCUGGCAGCCUUCGAGUAUUCGGACAAGCUCAACCAACAGGUGCUAAGUUUGGAGGCAGACAACGUAGAACUUCAAGAUGGCAAGAAGUUGCUGGAGGCAGAGAAUCAGGCCUUGAAGGGGAAGAUUGCAGAGUUGCAGCUGCAGUGUGAAAAGCUGAGAGACACCUCCAUCCAUACGCACCAAGACAAAGAGGCUGCAAUCCUUCAAGCACGUGAAGCUUUACAGUCCAAGCAGGCUGAAGUGAUGUUGGCACGGAAAGCUGAGGAAGAUGUGAAGCAGCAAGUGGAAGCAAUUUCGGAGGAGAACUUGCGCUUAAGUGGGAUUGCAGAGAAAUUGCAAGGAGAGCGUUCUCAACUGCACCGGACUUGCCUGGGAUUGGAGGCAAGCAUCAAGUCAUGUCAGACGGAACUGGGCCAAAGGGCCAAGGCCGAGCAAGAUGGCUUGAAAUUACGAAAUGCCUUGGAGCUUCGCUUGAACGACCUCUCCUUGCAGAACAAGCGCCUCUCUGACAUGGCCGGCUUCUACCGAGCCGACCUUGCGCAGCUGCAAGAGCUCCGGGAGGAGGUCUUGAAGGAACGCCACAAGAGCACGCGUUUAGCCGAAGACCUGGAGCAUUCUCGGCGGGAUGUGGUUUGGCUUCGACAUCGUUUGGCCGAGCUGGACCAACGGAACAGCGAGAUCUGGGCAGAGGUGGAGCACUGGCGCCAUGCCGAGAAGGCGGCUACAGCUCACCACCCCAGGUUGGAAGAGGCGAUGAAGCGUGAGAGCGCUUUGGCUGAUACUCUUCGCCAGCGCAUCGCAGACCUUGAGGAGCAGGUGGCAAAAGCUCUCCACGCCCAAGCUGCUGCAGAGGCCGACUGCGCCGGCGCAAAAUCGCAGCUGGCUAGCAGCCGUUCAGAGAUUUCAAAGCUGGCCGAUGCGGCUGCACGCUUGGCCGCGGAGAAGUCGCAUGCCGAGCAGAUGGCCUCCUUGGCCCAUGCGGAGAAAGAGGAGGCACAUCGGAAGCACCAUGUGCUGGAGAAGGAACACCUUCCUAAGCUGAUGGCACAGCACCAGGCGGCUGCCGGCAAUGUGGGAGAUCUGCGACAUCGACUGGCACAGUUGGAAGGAGAGAACACGCUGCUCAAGGGCAAAGUCUCGGAAGCAGAGGUGUUGAUCAGAGGCUUAAGAGCUGAAUGCUCCAAGCUGCCGGGUCGACAUGCACGGGCCAGCUCUUCGACGCAUGAAGCGCCAACCUCGGACUUGCAACGGUCGAUUUCUGCAGUUCAUCCCAGCCCGUCUGAGGGUUAUCCUUGCAGUCUCACGCCAAUGGCCCCUUCGUUGAUGCCAAUGAUGCAUCCCAUGUCAAAAAUGAGGCACGGAUGGACUCACAUAUGCUUUUAGUUUAAGAGGUUCUCCUUUUGGACUCUUGGACUGGACCAAGUCAAGCCUCCAUGUCGGCCGGUCCGCAGAGAGUUCGCCCUUCUGCGCCGGUCCGCAGAACGUAGUGCUCAAGGGUCGGGACCAAAGUUUCAAGAGACCGCUGAGAGUCGCACGUCGCAAGCGAUGUUCACACUAUCAGGAGGUUUGCGCUCUUCGGUGCUGGGCUAUGUACAAAAUGUGCCGCAUGCUGCUGCGCAGGCAAGGCCUGAAGAAAGCAAGCCAGAGAUGUCCCGUUCUGAGAGUCUGGAUGGAGCUUACCAGAUUGGUGCGCAGAGGCGCAGCACUUCCUUGCUGGGGAUGGUGAGCCCCGAGGACCGGAAGCCCUCGGUGGAUGGAUGGACCGAGGACUUCGACCGACCUGGACCCAGCUUCAAAAUCGGUUGCCGUCGGAAGGCGGUGGCCCUCCUGUAGGAGCUGCCUUGGCUGAGGGGCCCAGCCUCUCACGUAGUAUAGGAGCAUCAAUUUGGAUGCUCAAAGGCCAUCUCCUUGGCUGAGACAACUAACUCGUGGCCGAACGGAGCAUGAACAGAGACGAAGUGAGUUCCUUGCAAAGGAAGCUGAGCUGUGGGAAACAUGCAUGGAGGAUCAUGGAGGUGG
Molecule: messenger RNA, 2853 nt
Organism: Durusdinium trenchii
Lineage: Eukaryota; Dinophyceae; Suessiales; Symbiodiniaceae
Source: the annotation of a GenBank genome assembly